This is a messenger RNA of Neoarius graeffei (lesser salmon catfish), 3708 nucleotides long. RefSeq names its product solute carrier family 38 member 9 (gene slc38a9). The transcript is spliced from 15 exons. The coding region runs from base 146 to 1639 and encodes 497 amino acids. Gene Ontology annotation, biological process: amino acid transmembrane transport. The record is from RefSeq and is a predicted model, not a curated record. NCBI's taxonomy places the organism in Eukaryota, Metazoa, Chordata, Actinopteri, Siluriformes, Ariidae. Gene Ontology annotation, molecular function: amino acid transmembrane transporter activity.
CAUGUUCCACAAGGCCUGUAACUUAGCAUCAAUUCACAAGUUAUUUUACUAAUGUAUUUUUGUUUCUGCGGUGUAUUGGGAAAGAAAGUAACACCAUACGACCGUUUUUAAUAGGCAAUGAUUUUGAAGUGAAUCAGAAGAGGUCAUGGAGGAUGAGGGGAAACCUCUGCUGGGCUCGAUUCAAGCAGAAGCUUACUACGCAGACCAGACAGACUUCCUGGACCCUAGACAAAGAAGACCUUUCCAUGUGGAGCCGAGGAACAUCAUAGAGCACUCGACUCAUGAGCAGGUUUCUGCUGAGGCUUCGGCGCUGAACAGCAGAGUUCAUUAUUAUAGUCGUCUGUCUGCGUCGUCAGACAGGCUGCUGGCUCCCCCUGAUCAUGUGAUUCCUCCACGUGAAGAGAUCUACGUUUACAGCCCUCUGGGAACAGCGUUUAAAGUGCCAGGAGGAGAGGGUUCUGCCAAAAACCCUAGUAUAGUCACGAUUUUUGCUAUCUGGAACACGAUGAUGGGAACGUCCAUACUGAGCAUACCAUGGGGAAUAAAGCAGUCUGGGUUCACACUAGGAGUCAUCAUCCUCAUCUUAAUGGGUUUACUUACACUCUACUGUUGUUACAGGAUUCUGAAGUCCACUAAAUCAAUACCUUCUAUCGAUACUUCAGACUGGGAGUUCCCUGAUGUGUGUAAAUAUUACUUUGGGAGUUUUGGACAGUGGUCAAGUCUGUUCUUUUCCAUGGUAUCGCUGAUUGGGGCAAUGGUGGUGUACUGGGUGCUUAUGUCCAACUUUCUGUUUAACACAGGCAAAUUCAUCUACAACUAUGUUCACCAUGUCAACAUUUCUGAUUCAGAUUUUGGCACAAAUGGAACAGAGAGAGUGAUUUGUCCGUAUCCAGAUAAUAACAGAAGCGUUAGCCAGCAUUAUAACAGUGAUAAUAAUACAGAUGCAGCAUUGUUUGACCACUGGUGGAAUAAAACCAACACCAUCCCUUUGUACCUUAUUGCGCUACUUUUGCCACUGCUCAACUUUCGUUCGGCCGCCUUCUUCGCCAGGUUCACCUUUCUUGGUACUAUUUCAGUGGUCUAUCUCAUCAUCUUGGUCACACUUAAAUCUUUUCAUCUCGGCUUUCAUCUGGAGUUCCAUUGGUUCGAUUCCACCCAUUUUUUUGUCCCAGAGUUCAGAGCCUGGUGUCCUCAACUCACUGGUGUUCUCACUCUGGCCUUCUUUAUCCACAACUGCAUCAUCACCCUCAUGAAGAACAAUAAGAAUCAGGAGAACAAUGUUCGGGAUUUGUCCCUGGCUUACCUUUUAGUAGGCUUAACCUACCUCUAUGUGGGAGUUAUGAUCUUUGCUUCUUUUCCUUCUCCACCAUUGCCUAAAGACUGCAUUGAACCAAACUUUCUGGAUAACUUUCCCAGCAGUGAUGUUCAGGUCUUUGUGGCUCGAGCCUGUCUGCUGGUCCAAAUGACCUCCGUCUACCCGCUUCUGGGGUACCUGGUUCGGGUGCAGCUGAUGGGCCAUUUCUUUGGUGAUCAUUACCCCAGUUUUUUCUGGGUCUUCACACUGAACAUCGUCCUUGUGGGUGCUGGGGUCCUGAUGGCCAGGUUUUAUCCCAACAUUGGUUCCAUUAUCAGAAUGUGAACUUACCAUGAAACCAGGAAGCGAUGCGGCUGUCACCGUCUUGGAAACAAACUCUUUGGGAUAACUGUUCCUUUCUGAACCAGCGGAUGAUUUCCUUCCGGCUGGACGAGGACAGUGAACGACGUAAACCAGACCCUCUGUAAUUCAUAACAGGAAGAAGUGUUGUGGUUAAAAAUAAACAGGCUUCGGGAAAUCUCACUACAAUGUGCUGCUGGAUCUGUGUAUAAACUCAAUAUCCCGUCCCUACAUCCUAGACAUCAGGUGGCUGCUACUGCUGUGAUCUACAAAGUGCACACUAGCUCAUGCCCACUAGGCCUGAAGAGGAUAGCUCCUCAGCCACACGUGAUCAGACGUGCAGCUCGCACUAGCCUAUCUACGCCAAGUCAUGCACUCACUGAACCAAUCUCAAGAACCUACUCCACAGGCAGAACCUUCAUCCACACUGCGGUGCGGUCCGUAUCUGGAAUGGACUCCCAGAGAGCAUAGUUGGAGAGAUUAGUGACGAUAGCUUUCAGUCUUUCAAAACUCGUGUUCAUCACUAUUUGCUUUCUGUACUGUGAUCUCGUAGGGAGAACUUCUUGGCUGCUGUGAACCACUGAUUGGCCCUUUUGGUUUACUAUUAUUGUGCUUUGUUGCCCAUGUUAGUUCAUGACCUAGUCAUACUUUUUGUGGUUAUUGUUCACCAUAGCACAUUACACUUGUGUUCAAAAUAAUAGCAGUCCAACACGACUAACCCGAUCAAUCACUGUUUUUGGUGGAAAUUACAUUACUACAUGGCAAAUAAUUUACCAGUAGGUGUAGUAGAGUCAUAGAAAACCAACAGACCCAACAUUCAUGAUAUGCAUGCUCCUGAGUCUGUGUAAUCUAAUAAUUAAGUGAAAGGGACUUGUUCAAAAUAAUAGCAGUGUGGAGUUUAAUUAGUGAGAUCAUUCAUUCUGUGAAAAAACAGAUGUCAGUCAGGUGGCCCUAAUUUAAGGAUGAAGCCAGCACAUGUUGUACAUCCAUUUCUCUCUGAAAACCUGAGAAACAUGGGUCGUUCCAGACAUUGUUCAGAAGAACAGCGUGCUUUGAUUAAAACGUUGAUUGGAGAGGUAAAACGUAUACUGUAAAGAAGUGCAGAAAAUGAUGGGCUGCUCAGCUAAAAUGAUCUCCAGUGCUUUAAAACGGACAGCAAAACCAGAGAGACGUAGAAGAAAACAGAAGACUACCAUUCGAAUGGAUCGAAGAAUAGCCAGAAUGGCAAAGACUCAGCCAAUGAUCAGCUCCAGGGUGAUCAAAGACGGUCUGAAGUUACCUGUGAGUACUGUGACAAUUAGAAGAUGCCUGUGUGAAGCUAAUCUGUCGGCAAGAAGCUCCCGCAAAGUUCCACUGUUAAAAAAAAGACGUGCUGAAGAGGAUACAAUUUGCCAAAGAACACAUCGACUGGCCUAAAGAGAAAUGGAAAAACAUUUUGUGGACUGAUGAAAGUAAAAUUGUUCUUUUUGGGUCCAAGAGCCGCAGACAGUUUUUCAGACGACCCCCAAACACUGAAUUCAAGCCACAGUACACUCUGAAGACAGUGACGCAUGGUGGUGCAAGCAUCAUGAUAUGGGAAUGUUUCUCUUACUGUGGUGUUGGGCCCAUUUAUCGCAUACCAGGGAUCAUGGAUCAGUUUGCAUAUAUCAAAAUACUUGAAGAGGUCAUGUUGCCUUAUGCUGAAGAGGAAAUGCCCUUGAAAUGGGUGUUUCAACAAGACAACGACCCCAAACACACCAGUAAGCGAGCAGCAUCAGGGUUCAAGACCAACAAAAUGAAAGUCAUGGAGUGGCCAGCCCAAUCCCCGGACCUUAAUCCGAUAGAAAACUUGUGGGGUGACAUCAAAAAUGCUGUUUCUGAGGCAAAACCAAGAAAUGCAGAGGAAUUGUGGAAUGUUGUCAAAUCAUCCUGGGCUGGAAUACCUGUUCACAGGUGCCAGAAGUUCUCAGAAACCGUGGUUAUACAACUAAAUAUUAGUUUAGUGAUUCACAGGAAUACUAAAUCCUUAAGAUUUUUUCAGUUUAUACAGUAAAUAUUUGGAGUUUGUAAUGAAA